This is a messenger RNA of Penicillium macrosclerotiorum, 1758 nucleotides long. RefSeq names its product glycoside hydrolase family 13 protein. The record is from RefSeq and is a predicted model, not a curated record. Lineage: Eukaryota; Fungi; Ascomycota; Eurotiomycetes; Eurotiales; Aspergillaceae. The coding region runs from base 1 to 1758 and encodes 585 amino acids. Gene Ontology annotation, biological process: oligosaccharide catabolic process. The transcript is spliced from 3 exons. Gene Ontology annotation, molecular function: alpha-amylase activity.
AUGUCAUCGGCCACAAAGCCCAUCCACCGGGCAUGGUGGAAAGAGUGCUCAGUAUAUCAAAUCUGGCCGGCCUCCUUUAAAGACUCAAACAACGAUGGCAUUGGAGAUAUUCCAGGCAUUAUUUCUGCGCUGGACUACAUUAAGAAUCUUGGUGUGGACAUUGUCUGGCUUUGCCCUUCGUACAAGUCCCCGCAGGUUGACAUGGGAUAUGAUAUUGCCGACUAUUACAGCAUCGCUGAUGAGUAUGGUACGGUCGCAGAUGUUGAAAAGUUGAUUGAAGGAUGUCACCAGCGUGGCAUGAAGCUUCUGAUGGACCUGGUGGUCAAUCACACCAGUGAUCAACAUGAGUGGUUCAAGCAAUCACGGAGCUCCAAGGACAAUGAGUACCGCAACUGGUAUAUCUGGAAGCCUCCACGCUAUGAUGCGCAGGGAAAUCGGCAGCCUCCAAACAAUUGGGUUUCCCAUUUUCAGGGAAGCGCCUGGAAAUACGAUGAGCUUACAGACGAGUAUUAUCUCCAUCUAUACGCUACCGAGCAGCCAGAUCUCAACUGGGAGCAUCUGCCAGUCCGCAAGGCAGUUCAUGAUAUCAUGCGAUUCUGGCUCAAUAAAGGCUGCGAUGGAUUCCGCAUGGAUGUGAUCAAUUUCAUCAGCAAAGAUCAGGGCUUCCCGGAUGCGCCAGUUGUGAAUUCACACGUCGAAUGGCAAUGGGCAGACAAACAUUAUGCGAAUGGCCCCCGUCUUCACGAAUAUUUGCAAGAUCUUGGCAAGAUCCUCAAAGAAUAUGAUGCAUUCAGCGUUGGAGAGAUGCCUUUUGUCAAGGAUGAAAAGGAGGUCCUACGCGCGGUGCAGUUCGACCGCCAUGAGAUCAACAUGAUUUUCAACUUCGAGCACGUUGAUAUUGACCACGGCAAAUAUGACAAAUUCGAGCCUGGCAGCUGGAAACUAACUGAUCUUAAGGCCUUCUUUCAGCGGUGGCAGACGUUUAUGUAUGAGAAUGAUGGCUGGAAUGCUCUCUAUUGGGAGAAUCAUGACCAGCCGCGAUCAAUUGAUAGGUUUACAAACGCUCGUGAAGAAGAUUGUCUCGUCGCAUCUAAGAUGCUAGCCACUGCUCUUGCACUUCAGUCCGGUACCCCUUUCAUAUACCAGGGGCAAGAGCUAGGCAUGCGCAACGUUCCUCCGUCGUGGGGUAUUCAAGAAUACAAAGACAUCGACUGUCUCAACCAUUGGAAUAGAUUGAUCAAGCAGAAGCACUUUGACACAAAAGCACAGGAAAUUGCCCUUCAGGAAUACCAGAAAAAGUCUCGCGACAAUGCACGAACCCCUGUUCAAUGGUCAGAUGCCCCGAAUGCGGGCUUCACAGGCCCAGACGUCAAGCCUUGGAUGUCUGUCAACACCGACUAUGUGCGAAUCAACGCCGCAGCAGAGGUCAAGGACCCUAAUUCAACCUACCACUUUUGGGCAUCCGUGCUAGGCUUGCGCAAGAAAUACCUGGAUGUCUUUGUUUAUGGCGACUGGAAUAUUGUUGACGGUUCCAGUCAGGAAGUAUUUGGCUAUAUUCGUCAGUAUGAGAACCAGAGAGCUUUGGUCCUCUGCAACUGGACCGCGAGCAGCAUAGAGUGGGAUGCUUCUAUCAAUGGAAUCUCUGAAGUGAAGGAAGUGCUAUUGAACAACUAUGAGGGCACUUCCAAGGUCGCGCAGCGUCUGUCCGGAGGAAGCUGGCCUCUUCGGCCCUAUGAGGCAGUUGUUUUGCUUCUUUGA